Alternaria postmessia is the source of this 1128-nucleotide messenger RNA. RefSeq lists its product as uncharacterized. Gene Ontology annotation, molecular function: hydrolase activity, hydrolyzing O-glycosyl compounds. Lineage: Eukaryota; Fungi; Ascomycota; Dothideomycetes; Pleosporales; Pleosporaceae. The record is from RefSeq and is a predicted model, not a curated record. The coding region runs from base 1 to 1128 and encodes 375 amino acids. The transcript is spliced from 3 exons. Gene Ontology annotation, biological process: carbohydrate metabolic process.
AUGUUCUCUCGCGGUACUUGGGGGGCCUCGCCCUGGGUGUUAUUACUCGCCAUGGCCCGCUUCUCCAACGCUGCUUGCGAGUGUGGUUAUUCGGUUAAUGCUACAACCGACCCUUCCUAUGCCGUCUUCACCGAGCUCAUGGAGAAUGACUUUCUACAUACAUCGACCGACGAUCUGAAAGAGGUUGGCUGGCAGCCCCAGGAAUACAAUGUUACCUCGAAAAAUGCUAGAGGGCCAUUUGGAAAGAGUAUGGAGUUGACCAACAUCGUUACAAACCCAUUCAAGAAAGGAUGGUCCGGUGAGGCUGACCACGGUGGAGACGCGGGACUCGAGUUAUGGGUACGAGGAGAUCACCAAGAUGGUCUCGUGAGCGGUGCUGAGCUCGUCACUAUGCGCAACGACUCUCUCCUUGGAAGCUUCCGUGUCGGCAUGAAGCUCUCGAAUUCGUCUGGAACCUGUGGCGCUUUCUUCUUUUACCACAACAACUCGCAAGAAAUCGACAUGGAAUUCCUUUCCCAUCAGUUCAACAACUCCCAAGGCGCCGUAAACCUCGUUCUUCAAAGCCCGGAAUCAGUUACGCACGGUUACGCUGCUCAAGGAACGAAUGGUUUCGAAGUCAUGGCUCUCCCUUUCCGUCCGGAUGAGAUGUUCCACGAGUACCGUUUUGACUGGACACCCAACCGUGUUGCCUUCUACGUUGAUGGCAAACUUCUUCACGAGAUGACCGAAAAUAUCCCUACGGAGAGCGGCGGUAUCUUCCUCAACCACUGGAGCAACGGCGACCCAUCUUGGUCUGCAGGACCCCCCGAUCAAGACACGGUUAUGACCAUCUCGUACAUGAAGGCGUACUUCAACUCUACCGAUACCGAGCGCUCGCAAAACGACUACAGGGACCGUUGCCCAACAUAUGACCCUGCGAAAGUUUGCGCCAUCCCCAACCAGAUGAGCCCGCCGGAUCAGAGUCAGGGCGUAGACGCAGCGAAGACGUACUUCUUCUCAACAGACGGAGACGACAUGACACCAGGUCAAACAACAUUUACUGGUAGCGCGAGCAGCAUGUUCAGCGCGCCGUCGUUAUCGCUCGCAAUCCCAUUACUCGUCACGCUACUCAGCUUAACACUGGGGUGA